Molecule: messenger RNA, 995 nt
Organism: Tinamus guttatus (white-throated tinamou)
Lineage: Eukaryota; Metazoa; Chordata; Aves; Tinamiformes; Tinamidae
Source: RefSeq, a predicted model, not a curated record
UCUGCUGAUCCUGUAGAUGCUCUGAUGAUGGAAAUGCCAUUUGUCGACAUAGAUAUUGAAGAUGAAUUUGCUAUAUGCUCAACCUCUGAAGUAAAUAUAAAAAAGAAGAGGAAGAGGACUGCUGGAAGGGAAAAUGAAGAAGACACUGAGAGAAAGAAGAAAAAGAAAAAACAGUAUCGGCCAAAUUAUUUCAUAUCUAUCCCAAUUACUAAUCCAGAGAUUACUGGUGGUAUUCAGGCUGUCCAAGACACAAUAUUACAGAAGGAUCAUAGGCUUUCCAAAGCAAUGGUUCACUGUGGCUCGCUGCAUGUCACGCUACUGGUGAUGCAUUUAUCCAGUAAGGAAGAAGUUAGCACAGCAGUUGGUGCUCUUUCAGACAGCAAAGAUUUGGUGGAAGAUCUCCUAAAAGGAAAAACUGUGGAUUUAUCUUUUCGAGGAAUUGACCACUUCAGAAAUGAAGUUGGAUUUGUGAAGCUGGCAGAAAGUGAUCAUACCGCUGUGCUUACGGAGGUAGCAGGGACUAUAAAGAAGAUAUUUCAAGAAAAGGGCAUCUUGGCAGGAGGAGACAGAGCUUUUAAACCCCAUCUGACCUUCAUGAAGCUGUCAAAAUCACCAAAGCUGCAUAAGGAGGUGAAAAAAAUUGAUCCAAGCCUAUAUGAAAAAUUUAAAUGCCAUUAUUUUGGAGAUGAAAUUCUGCACCGCCUAGAUCUUUGCUCCAUGCUGAAGAAAAAGCAGCCUAAUGGUUAUUACUACUGUGAGUCCUCUAUCAUUCUUGGUGAAAAGCAGGCGGCAGAGCCGGACGAUGCGGAGCUGCUGAGCCUCAGCAAAAGGCUGGUGGAGAAUGCGGUGCUCAAGGCCGUGCAGCAGUACCUGGAGGAGACGCAAAACAAAAACAAACAGGCUGAUGGAAGCCCGGUGAAAACCGAAGAAGCAGCUAGUGGCAGCAAGCAUGAAAACGAGAAUGGUAGCAGCAAGUGAGCGUGUGCAAAAGCCCA